Messenger RNA from Pieris brassicae (large cabbage white), 2670 nucleotides. Its product is annotated as fibroin heavy chain-like. The record is from RefSeq and is a predicted model, not a curated record. The transcript is spliced from 3 exons. Lineage: Eukaryota; Metazoa; Arthropoda; Insecta; Lepidoptera; Pieridae. Bases 1 to 2640 code for a protein of 879 amino acids.
AUGAAGCUGAUUGGUGUAGUGAUUUUAGGGUGUCUUAUCUCUACGCAGGCGUACCCAACUUUGGGGCCUGUCGCUCUCGGCACUAGCGUAGCAACAGAGGUGGCCCUUGGAGCUGGCGUAGCAACAGAGGUGGCUGGUUCUGGAGCUGCUACAGCAGCAGUUGGCGCAUCCCUUGCUACAGGUGCAAGUCUAGGACAUGGAAUAACUGGUAACGGACUUGCCAACGGAAUUGGGAGCCAUGGAAUCUCUGUUGAUGUGUUCAUCAGCACAUUGCAAACAGCUUUUGGUUCGGUGAAAACUAGUGAUAGUGCCGUAUGUGUUGGAUUGACUGCAGCAUUCCAAAUAGCGCUAGAAACUUGCAGAGGCAAAGAAGCAUUUGUCAAUGAUGCCUUCGUCACAGCAUUCAAGACGGCCUUAGCCGCGAAAAAGGCGAAAGAGGAAUUAGUUUUCCAUCACUUUAUUGGCGCUUUUAGAUCUGCUGUCGAAGUCGCGAAGGUCAAGGAUUGCCUGAUCUCCGAAGGCUUCUUAACUUCUUUCAAAUUAGCGUUGCAAGCGGAGAAGACUGUUUCGGCCGUCGGUUUUCUAGAUGCUUUUAAUUCUGGGUUCUGGCCUGAUGGUAUUUUCCAUGGAAGCCCCGUUGAUAAGGGUUUUUCGGUUGACGUUUUUGUGCAAACUAUGGUUUCCAUCUUUGGAGCUAAAGAUGGUCUAAUUACUGGUGUUUUAAUCCAGAAGUCACUUACAACGUUUGGUCAAUGUAAAGGUCUUCCGUCUACAUUUGUGCCAGCUUGGAAGAAGGCGUUUGAUUCAUGUAUAGGCGUAGAAAGUUCCGUUUCCUUGGACGUUUUUGUAACUGCUUUCAAGAAGACUUCAGGCUGGAAAUCAGUGCCUAUAGAUUGCUUAACGGCAAUCAAAUCUCCAGAAAAUCUUCGUGCGUUCCCAGAUGGAGGAGUAGACAAACUUAAAUCAGCUUUUCCAGGAUUAGAUGGAUUAAAACCUAAUCUUCCCGCACCCGGUUCCAAUCCUGAUCCCGAACCAGCUGGCCCAGGUUCUAAUCCUGAAUCACCAACUAGUCCUGAAAGCACUCCGGACCUUGAUGAUUUUUCGCCAACAAACCCCGAGUCUCCUGAUUCAACAUUGCCUAGUGACGAUGGUUCACUAUCAAACACACCAGCAUCUGGUGAUGAUGGUUCACCAUCUAAUACUCCUUCAACUACAACUGGCGAUGACUCUGUAAUUGACGGAGAAGGACCUGAACCUGAUGUACCUACAAAAGCUUUAUUAAAUAAUAAACCAGCGAAGGAAAAACUUACUGAACAAGCUUUAAAAGAUGGAGCUGUUGCUAAAUCAGUAGCAGGUAGUACUGCACAAGCUGGAAAAGAUGGAGCUGUUGCUAAAUCAGUAGCAGGAAGUACUGCACAAGCUGGAAAAGAUGGAGCUGUUGCUAAAGCGGGAGCAGGUAGUGUUGCACAAGCUGGAAAAGAUGGAGCUGUUGCUAAAGCGGGAUCAGGUAGUGUUGCACAAGCUGGAAAAGAUGGAGCUGUUGCUAAAGCGGGAGCAGGCAGUGUUGCACAAGCUGGAAAAGAUGGAGCUGUUGCGAAAUCAGUAGCAGGUAGUACUGCACAAGCUGAAAAAGGUGGAGCUGUUGCUAAAUCAGUAGCAGGAAGUACUGCACAAGCUGGAAAAGAUGGAGCUGUUGCUAAAGCGGGAGCAGGUAGUGUUGCACAAGCUGGAAAAGAUGGAGCUGUUGCUAAAGCAGGAUCAGGUAGUGUUGUACAAGCUGGAAAAGAUGGAGCUGUUGCUGAAGCGGGAGCAGGCAGUGCUGCACAAUCUGGAAAAGAUGGAGCUGUUGCUAAAGCGGGAUCAGGUAGUGUUGCACAAGCUGAAAAAGAUGGAGCUGUUGCUAAAGCGGGAGCAGGCAGUGCUGCACAAGCUGGAAAAGAUGGAUCUGUUGCUAAAGCGGGAGCAGGUAGUGUUGCACAAGCUGGAAAAGAUGGAGCUGUUACUAAAGCGGGAGCAGGUAGUGCUGCACAAGCUGGAAAAGAUGGAGCUGUUGCUAAAGCGGGAGCAGGUAGUGUUGCACAAGCUGGAAAAGAUGGAGCUGUUGCUAAAGCGAGAGCAGGUAGUGUUGCACUAGCUGGAAAAGAUGGAGCUGUUGCUAAAGCGGGAGCAGGCAGUGCUGCACAAGCUGGAAAAGAUGGAGCUGUUGCUAAAGCGGAAGCAGGCAGUGCUGCACAAUCUGGAAAAGAUGGAGCUGUUGCUAAAGCGGGAUCAGGUAGUGUUGCACAAGCUGGAAAAGAUGGAGCUGCUGCUACAUCAGAAGCAGGUAGUGUGGCAACUGCUGGAAAAGAUGGAAGCACCGCUGUAGCGGGCAGCGCCGCGUCUGCGGUCUCUAAUGGUUCUGGUGGUACAGCUGCUGCAACAGCAGCCAGCGUGGCAGCUUCUGGAAAAAAUGGAUCCGUUGUUGCAAGCGGUACUGCUACUGCUGUGGCUUCUGGUACCGGCGGAGAUAGCGCGCCAGAGCCUUGUGAUGACUCACCAGCCGGCAGUUCUGGUCCAGGUGGUCUAGUCGGUGGACUUGUAGCACAGAAGAAAGCUGAGAUUUCGUUAGGCGUAAACUUAGCAUCAAGCCUUACUGGCUAAUCCUUUUAUUAAAUACAUUUAUUAUCUGUA